AUGUUCGAUUCCCGGGCGGCAGAGCCAUUGGCCGUUGAUACCGGAUCUGCGCUGGCCACCAAAACCAACACCUAUACGGCCGCUUUCGAGUACCCCGAGGAGCAAGUCACCACCCCCACUACUGGCCCGCGCAGCCGUGGGAACAGUCUAUCCUUCCCUCAGCCUGCCCUCGCUGCCGAUCAAUCGCCCAAUCGGCGUAUCUCUUCCAUGAAGAUGACCACCAAUGGGCGCUUCACGCCCAGCCCCGAACCGCCCCCGGCCCUGUUCGUGCGGGCCAUGUAUGACUACGAUGCAGACGACCACACCAGUCUUAGUUUUCGUCGGGGAGAUAUUAUCCAGGUGUUGAACCAGCUCGAAACCGGUUGGUGGGAUGGCGUCAUCGACAACAGUGUUCGGGGCUGGUUCCCCAGCAAUUACUGCACCGUGAUUACCGACCUAGAUGAGCUGGAAGAGCAGGUAUCGCAGGUUCAGGUGCACGAGAAUGAAGAGGCCAGCGCAGAAUCCGGGGUCGGCGAGGAGUACGAAGAGGAGCAAGAGGGCGAUGAGGUCGACUCAGCAGGCAAUCCGCGCGACUCGCAGCCGAUCUUGCCCAUCGAGGGUACAGGCGCUCCCCAGGAGCAGGAGGAGGCCGCCUUUUGGAUUCCACAGGCGACGCCUGACGGCCGCUUGUUCUAUUUCAACACUCUAACCGGCUAUAGCACCAUGGAGCUGCCGUUCGAGAAUCCCGCGGCCAACGAGACCGGCCCCUAUGAUCGCAGCAACUUCCUCGUGCCGGACCAGACUCGACCUCCGCCGGAGAUGAUGGCUCGUGGGUUCGAACGCGAUGAGGAUGAUUACGAUGGCUCGGCUUCGGAAGCGGAGGGGGAGUCGUUGAUGCUGACCUCGCGCGAUUCUAUGUCCCGGAGACGUCAGUCCUACUUGGAUGGCGUUUCUCCCGCCACCUCCAUGGACUCGCUGCAUCCACCGUCGGCAACCAAGUCCACCAACGACGGGAUGAGUUCUCACCAGUCCCUCCUCAACUUGCACAAGCUCUAUGAUUCCGCCGCGAGCAGCAACAACUCCAUCUCCGACAACAUCCACAGGCCUUCGGUCUCCUCCGAAGUCCCGUCGCAUUUCGUUGACGAUGGGGUCUCGGUUCAGCUGACCUGGCCUUUGCUCGUCGAUAACAUGCGCCACGCCGUGGAGGGUUAUCGGCAAACACUGUUAAACGGCGACCGCUCGGAAUACGUGAGGAAAGCGGAAGAUAUAUCCGACCAUCUGCGCAUGUUGCUGGCAGCUGGCUCAGAUACGACCGACAAUCACUCUGGAAACCCAUCCGUCAUCUCCACCAACAAGGCGCUAUACCCCCACUUUCGGGACAUGAUGUCCAAAUUCUCGAAACUGGUGCUCUCAUCCCACAUUGCCGCAGCAGAUUGGCCCGGGCCAGAUUCGAUCAACAAAUGCUUGCAAGAAGCCGACGGCGUGAUGCAAGGAGUCUACGGCUAUGUCGAAGUGGCCAGACAACAGCGUGGCGAGACUAUCCGUCGCAUCGUUCCUGGGUUCGUUGUCGGCAGCUUCUCCGGCGGUUGCUGGCAAAACAACGGCGUGUCUCUCAGUGACUCGGGUCCGACCUCGUUUCUGGACCACGACGCGAGUGACUCCCGAGCGGAACCAUCCGUGACCUUGGACGCCACCCUUCUGGAUCACAUCGAUAUUCUCCGGAGGUCCUUUGUUGGCAGUAUCCGUCGGCUGGAAGAGCGCUUAACACUAAACCAGAAGAAGAUUGUCACGAUCGCUGAACACCAAGAGAUUAGCAAUUCCGUUGCCACCGCUGCCAUCAAGGUUGUUGAACAGUUCCGCCCCUGGAUUUCAGCGGUGGAGUCCAUCAACUUGGCGCCUCUCGGGACCAGCUUCCAGAAUCCACAGUUGGUCGAUUUCAGCUUGCAGAAGCAGAGGACCUACGAUGCCAUUGCCGAUUUCGUCCUCAGUUGCCAGGCCGUGUCGGCACCACUGGGUGAUGAGUGGGCUGAGUUGCGCGGCGAUUCCCUUGAUGACCGCUUGAAUGCCGUGCGUGGUGUUCACCGGCAGCUUGAGAACUAUGUGUCACAGAUUGGAUUCUCUCUUUCACUGCUCCUCGAACAGGUACCCGAGCCUACUGCUGUUUUCCGCGCCGAGAGUCGCCUGGGCGGAGAGAACCCAGGGCUCAGGGGAAUCCACAGCCGUUCCGAGUCUCAAGUGGGAGUCGCCACAGAAUCCAUUGGAAUCCCAUCUUCCUACUCAGUUGAGGGCACGUCUGAGAAGGUGCGACGCAAUAUGGACAAGGCACAGAGGUUCUUUGGACAAGCUCCUCCGGCUGCCAUCCCCAGAGAACCCCCUGUUCGAGAACCCGUUCGUGAGCCGGAGGAAACGCCGUGGUUUUUGAAGACGGAUCACGAAGGUGAAGUGUUCUUCGAUACUAAGAACGACAUGCCAGCCUUGAAGUGCGGAACCUUGGCAGGGUUGGUGGAACAGCUGACACGCCAUGAUAAGCUUGAGGCUUCUUUCAACAACACCUUCCUUCUCACCUACCGCUCGUUUACGUCCGCAGAGGAGCUCUUCGGGAUGCUCACCGAGCGGUUCAACAUUCAGCCCCCAUUCGGUCUCAACCCGGAUGAAAUGCAGAUGUGGGUUGACAGGAAGCAAAAACCAAUCCGGUUCCGCGUGGUCAAUAUCUUGAAGAGUUGGUUCGAGAACUUUUGGAUGGAGCCUAAUGACGAACCUCAUAUGGCGCUCCUUCAGCACGUUCAUGCGUUCACCAAAGAUUCGAUCGCCACUACAAAGACUCCCGGUUCCCCGCAACUGUUGGCGGUCAUUGAGCAGCGCCUGAGGGGACAAGACAAUACUGUGAAGCGCCUUGUUCCUACACAGGCAACUGCUGCUCCGACGCCGAUUAUCCCGAAGAACAUGAAGAAGUUGAAAUUCUUGGAUAUCGACCCUACCGAGUUCGCUCGGCAACUGACUAUCAUUGAGUCGCGUCUCUAUUCGAAGAUUCGGCCUACGGAGUGCUUGAACAAGACCUGGCAGAAGAAAGUCGGGCCUGACGAACCGGAACCUGCUGCGAAUGUCAAGGCGUUGAUUCUCCAUUCAAACCAGCUGACGAACUGGGUUGCGGAGAUGAUCCUCAACCAAUCAGAUGUCAAAAAGCGCGUGGUCGUUAUCAAGCACUUUGUCAACGUAGCAGAUAAAUGUCGUGCCCUCAACAAUUACUCGACGCUGACAUCAAUUAUCUCUGCCCUUGGAACGGCCCCCAUCCACCGACUCGGACGAACAUGGGCUCAGGUUAGCGGACGCACAUCCACCGUUCUGGAACAGAUGCGCCGGCUCAUGGCGAGCACGAAGAACUUUGGCGAAUAUCGAGAGACCCUGCACCUGGCCAAUCCACCUUGCAUUCCCUUUUUCGGUGUCUACUUGACAGAUUUGACGUUCAUCGAAGAUGGUAUCCCAUCUCUCACCCCGUCGGAGCUGAUCAAUUUCAACAAGCGCGCCAAAACGGCCGAGGUCAUUCGCGAUAUCCAGCAGUACCAGAACGUCCCCUACCUCCUUCAACCGGUCCAUGAGUUGCAGGACUACAUUCUCAGUAACCUGCAAAACGCCGGCGAUGUGCACGAUAUGUACGAUCGGAGUUUGGAAGUCGAACCGAGAGAACGGGAGGACGAAAAGAUUGCGAGGUAUGCCAACACCGGUAGAGACAUGAGCGCCUUGACUCUCGCGAGCAUGGUGGUGUCGACGCGCUGA
Molecule: messenger RNA, 3753 nt
Organism: Aspergillus ibericus CBS 121593
Lineage: Eukaryota; Fungi; Ascomycota; Eurotiomycetes; Eurotiales; Aspergillaceae
Product: putative cell division control protein Cdc25
Exons: 3
Coding region: 1-3753 (1250 amino acids)
Biological process (GO): Ras protein signal transduction; positive regulation of GTPase activity
Cellular component (GO): plasma membrane
Molecular function (GO): guanyl-nucleotide exchange factor activity; protein binding
Source: RefSeq, a predicted model, not a curated record